Drosophila hydei is the source of this 1601-nucleotide messenger RNA. Its product is annotated as heterochromatin protein 1. Gene Ontology annotation, molecular function: chromatin binding. The coding region runs from base 135 to 1157 and encodes 340 amino acids. Gene Ontology annotation, cellular component: pericentric heterochromatin. Lineage: Eukaryota; Metazoa; Arthropoda; Insecta; Diptera; Drosophilidae. Gene Ontology annotation, biological process: negative regulation of transcription by RNA polymerase II; chromatin organization. The transcript has 4 exons. The record is from RefSeq and is a predicted model, not a curated record.
AUCUCACCCCUAGUGUACAGUCGCCUCAGUCGCGACGGUGGAUAUAUAAAUAAUUGUUGUCUCUUUUUUCGCGGCAAAAAGUGCAAACAUUUUUUUUUUAAACCAAUAUAAAUUGAAAAAAAACAACUCAAGCAAUGGUUAAGUUGGGCAAAAAGAAAUUGGCCGAACUCUCCGAAAUAAGCAAAAGGAAAUCAGCCGCUUGUUCCGACAGCGAUGAAAACCCGAAAAAUGGAGCCACCAUUUCGAGCGACGAUGAGUCUGAAAGUGUUAGUAAGGAACACAGCGAUAAAGUGGAAAUGAGUUCUAAGAGACAGCGGGCGUCCACGGCAUCAACAAAAAUAAUCGUUGACGACAGCGAUACAGAUGAAAGCGAUGAUCUGCCAUUGAAUGGUAGUAAGGCCACCAGUUCGAGUGCGCCGCCACGGAAGAAGCAAAAGAAGACGCCCAAAUCCAAGGGCAAAGCAACGGCUGCUGAGAAAAAUCAAAACAAAAAAACGCCAACUAAAGCCGCUAACUCAGAAUCGGAUAACAAUGAUAACGACGACGACCGGGACGAUGCUGAUGAAAAUGUUACCACGGAGUUCGAGGUGGAGGCGAUUGUCGGUCAUAAAUCGAAACGCGGUGAGUCGUUUUUCCUUGUACGUUGGAAGGGUUACGGCAAGGAUGAUGACAGUUGGGAGCCGGAAGCCGAGUUGAAUUGUGACGAUUUAAUUGAGGAAUAUCGCAAAAAGAAUAGCAGCAAGAAGAGCGCUGGAGCUGGUAAGAAAUCUCCGGCUGCUGCCAAAGGAGUACGCGGGCGGAAGUCAGGCAAGAGUGUGUCAAGCGAUCCUGAUAAGGAAUGGGCAGUUGAACGUAUAUUGGACUCGGCCAAUGAUGAUGAGCAUGGCGUUUUAUACCGCAUACGCUGGAAGGGCUUUGGUGCCAAAGAGGAUACCUGGGAGCCGGAGUCCAAUCUAUCCUGUGAGGGCCUGAUCGAGAAGUUCAAAAAGAACCUAGCUGAGCAGCGCAACGUGGAUGCAAAACAAUUGCGGGAAUCGCCGAAGAAAACAAAGCGCUUAGUCAACGAGACUAUUCCACGCUCUAAUUUACACAAUCGCAUAGAGCGCUCCUCCAAGCGAGCUGCAGCCAAGAAUCGGGUUUUUUAUGGCGAGGAAUAGGAGAAUGGGAAUUUCAAUAAGAAAUACACGACGACAAAUAACAACAAAAACAGAAUGCAGUAUCGAAUCUGGAUUAGUAAUUGAAAUUGAAUAAAAUUUUAAGACGAUUAGCUUAAGUUGAUGAUACGUGAAUGUUGAUCUAAGGCGUGGCACGUUCCUAGUUCUUAAGCAAAUUGUCUAGGUGUAUGAAAACCAAUGCGACACAACACAUACACAUGUAUACACCACUGACACACACACACAUAUACAUACACACACAUAUAUACACACAUACAUACAUACCUACACAAGUAGAUGUUUAAGAUAUACAGUUAUAAAAGAAUGUUUCAGAAUCUAAACAUUGAAGUUAAUUUGUAUCUGCAUAACCCUUUUAAUUAGAUUUAAAAAUUUACAGUUUAAAAAAGAAAAAAAAUACACCAUUUCUUCUAACUUAGAUUUUAGGUU